Helicoverpa armigera (cotton bollworm) is the source of this 2395-nucleotide messenger RNA. It is a transcript of the gene ldbr, whose product is annotated as lariat debranching enzyme. The transcript is spliced from 6 exons. Gene Ontology annotation, cellular component: nucleus. NCBI's taxonomy places the organism in Eukaryota, Metazoa, Arthropoda, Insecta, Lepidoptera, Noctuidae. The record is from RefSeq and is a predicted model, not a curated record. Gene Ontology annotation, biological process: mRNA splicing, via spliceosome. Bases 163 to 1701 code for a protein of 512 amino acids. Gene Ontology annotation, molecular function: RNA lariat debranching enzyme activity.
AUAUUGUUGUUUGUGGUUCUGCCGACUUCACUCAGUUUUAUUAGGUUAGCUUUUUGUUGUACUUUUACAGUAAUGUAAUUUUAAUUAGGUUUAAACAUAAUAAAUGGUUAAAAAUCUAUAAUAUAUUUUAAGCUUUAGUGACUUAAAAUUAAUUGAUUGAAAAUGAAAAUCGCUGUAGAAGGAUGCGCCCAUGGCCAAUUAGAAAAAAUAUAUGAAUGUAUUGAAGCAACACAGAGAAGAGAACGUAUAAAAAUUGACUUAUUGAUAUGUUGUGGUGACUUCCAAUCUGUUCGCAAUCAUGAAGAUCUUGGGACAAUGGCUGUACCAGAGAAAUACCAACAUAUGUGCUCUUUUUACAAGUAUUACAGUGGUGAGAAAAGAGCUCCGAUAUUAACACUAUUUAUUGGUGGGAAUCAUGAAGCAUCUAACUAUUUACAAGAGCUCCCCUACGGGGGUUGGGUGGCUCCUAACAUAUAUUACUUGGGCCGAGCUGGAGUUGUGAAGUUUGGAGAUAUAAGAAUAGGAGGAAUGUCUGGAAUAUACAAGCCACAGGACUACUUACAAGGACACUGGGAAUGUUUACCUUAUAAUCAAAGUUCUCUUAGAACAGUUUAUCAUGUCAGGUCUCUAGAAGUGUUCAGAUUGUGCCAACUGAGAAAUAAAAUCCAUGUUAUGUUAUCGCAUGACUGGCCAAGAGGUAUCACAGAUUAUGGUGAUACAAACAAAUUGUUAAAAUGGAAAACUUUCUUGAAGGAAGAUAUAGAGUCUAAUAGAUUAGGCAGUGUCCCAGCGAUGCAAGUACUUCGCACUCUGAAGCCAGACUAUUGGUUUGCAGCACAUCUGCAUUGUCAAUAUGCAGCCCUCGUCAAACAUGAGGAUACAGAAACGGAGACUAAGUUCUUGGCUUUGGACAAAUGUUUGCCAAAGCGCAAGCAUUUGCAAAUACUGGAUAUACCUUCAGAGUAUGACGGAGAGUUGUGCCUAAGACAUGACGUGGAAUGGCUAGCAAUAUUGAAGAAUACUAAUCAUUUGCUGAGUGUAAGGAAUAUGAAUUGUCACAUGCCUGGGCCUGGUGGACAUGGAAGGUUUGAUUUUUCACCUACUGAUGAAGAGAAAGAAAAUGUAGUCAGAUUACUUGGAAGCCUUGUUAUAAAGGAAGAAAGUUUCGUGAGGACUGCUCCAAUUCACGAUCCAAAUGCUAGAAAAGUUGUUCCUACUGUACCAAUACUGAAUCCACAAACAGAAGCUCUGUGCGAAAAAUUGGGUAUUGAUGAUCCUGUACAGGUAGUAAUGGCGCGAACUGGUCGCACAAUGAAACAACCACAUGCCGCAACUCCCGGAGAAGGAACAAGGCCUACUAGUUCAGAAGAGAAUGUCUCUCAAGUUGUAUCUCAAAGUCCAUCUCAGACCCCUAUGAAAUCAUUAAGGCUGUCAUUACUUCUCCCCGCACCAGUCACUCCUAGUAAUGAGAAGUCACUACAGGCUACAUCUCCAGAAACUACUACAGUACCAGAUACUCCAGAAAGCACAAUGUUUUAUGAAUGUAGGACCCCCACGUCUACGGGUCCAAAGAAAACCUUUAAAAGACGUAACAUGUCUAAUUACACUCCAGAUCCUGAUGAGAGUGUUAGCACUAAAUCUAGUUCUUCAUUCGAUGAUAGUCCUCGAUCUAGUAAAUUACCUUACAGAGGAUACCAAUGAAAGUAUACAUAUAGUACACAUCACACCAUAUCUGAAGAUGCUUCACGCAGACAAUGCAUUCCUGGUGUUAUUCUACCCUUAGGCCCUGUGUGAAUCUACCUAGCAAUAUAAUUUCAGCUCAACUCUAUGUUAUAACGUAUGUAGUGAAAAUGUAUGCGAAUUUAGGCAAAUAAUGAAGUGCAAUGUAUUAAAAAUUAUAGAUAAAUAAUAAAAUUAGGGUUAAAAAUGUAUUGAACUUUUUCUAUAGACUCUUCAUUUAGAUCUAAGCUAGAAUCAUGAUCAAGUCACAAGAUUGCAUAGAUGCCUGGCAAUUUCUCAACCGUUAGAAUAAUUCAUGUUAUCUGUAGAAUUUAAUAUAAUUGUGCUGUAACAUAUCCUGAUUCUUUUUAUAAUAUACAACAUUUAUGAAUCUUAACAUUGAUUUAUUAUGUACUAAAAUACUCUAAUGCUGCAUUUAUCAUUAGAUUAGUCAGACAUAGGUGUAAGUCUGGCUCUACAGUUGUUAGUUUGGCUCAUGUAAUUAAUGUAGCUUAUGUAAUUAUCUUAAAAUAAAUUUACAUAUGUAUAAUCCUUUUUUAAAUUGUAUGUAGUAUUUUAAAUUUUAAAACCUACAUUAGUUACUUAUGCAAUUUUUCUGAAAACCGCUUACAGUUCUAGUCAGGGUUAAGUAACAAAAAAAGAUUGGUUCAUAAUU